AUGAAUGGGGAAGGUCACAGAGAACAGUUUCAUAUUUUACAAGCCCAACAGCAACAGAAGCUGUUGGAAAGACGUCAGAAAAAGGAAGAAAUGAACAAGCAUGUUGAAAAGAAGACAGAAAAUAAGGAAACAAAUCUCAGUACCUUUGGUGUAACCGAUGACCUUUGUCUAAAGACAAGAGAUUCUCCAGAUGAUGGCAGUUACAUUUCCCAGGAUCAUCUCAGUGAUCAGAUCAGGCAACUGAAGGACGAGAAUGGUCGUUUGUGCAAGUUGUUGCUUGAGAAGGACUUUGAAGUUCGGCAGAUAAAGAAGAAAAUAGACGAAAACAGGAAUAUUUGUGUCGACGGAGGGCUGACUAAUGAAUUAGCAGCUACCAAAAUUAUUGAACUCAGCAAGAAGAUCCGGGAUUUGACUGCCGAGAAGGAGGCUGAAAAAACCAGAUGUAAGCAGUUGCAGAAAAAGUGCCAUGACUUACAGGCGCAGUCACUCCUAACUCCGGCAACCAUGUCAGUAGAGACUUCAGCGGUCAGACUCCACCCAAAUGGCGAGAGGAAUGGAGAUGAUGAUGGUGUUGAUGUCAAAUUGUUGCAAGACAGGCUGAAGCAAUCAGAAACUCGAGCUACAGACUUUCGCAAUCAGUGCUUGUCUUUACGACAAGAACUUAAAGUUGCUCAUAAGGUGUUGUGUCAGGAGAUUGGAGAGAAUAUCAACUUCCAGACGCUCCUGAAUGAGUCCAGUAAUUGGAGGGGAAGGGCUCAACAAAUCUUAGCCCUGCAGGGAAAAGUUGAAGAACUGAAGGCACUGUUGUUGGAUGGUUCUGCUACAGACGGAGAGAAGAACACAAAUGCAAAGCGAAGACAAGAGGAGAAAUAUAAGGAUGAGCUGAGAAAGAUGGAGAAAGACAGAAAAGAGGCUCAAGAGAAUACUGCAAUCAAACUAAAAAAUCUAGAAGCAGAAAAUCAUAGUUUGCUGGAAAAACUCGAUGCUGGCAAAGCUAGGAAUCAUGUACUUUCAAAUGAAAUAAAGACAAUGAAGUCGCAGUUGCAAAUGCUGUUGAAAAAAAGCAGAAAUGAUGAUGAAUUCAUUGAUGCCCUAAUGAAACAACAGUCACAGCUGAAACAGUUACUUGAGGAUCACAACAAGCAACAGUCACAACAUGAACAUCUGCAGCAACAACAGCUACAGCAGAUGACAGUCAGGAGCCAACAUGAUCACAAUAUUGUGGAACAACUUAAGACAGUUGCUGCUCAGAAGGAGGCACAAGUGAAAAUGUUGGAGAUGGAACUGCUGCAUUUGAAGAUGGAGCACAUGAACACACACACUGCCAGAACAUCCCAGCACAGUUUAUGUGGCUCAGAUCUUCAGCCUGCCAUUUGUAACAGCACCAGACCACUCACAGCUGCAGACAUCACACAGCCACAGACAUCUCACAGCACCAGACCACUCACAGCUGCAGAUAUCACACAGCCACAGACAUCUCACAGCACCAGACCACUCACCGCUGCAGACAUCUCAUCACGAAAGCCAGUAACUGAUGAAACACAUGUGCAAGAAAUGACCUCUCUGAGAUUUCACAAUGCAGAGAUACAGGUGAUGAAUCUAGCCAUAGAAGUGGAGAAGGAUAAGAUGACAGAGUUAGUACAGGUUUUGCAGGAGAGGCUAUCAGAAGAAACUCGGAGACUUGCUGAGGCUGAGGCAAAUCUUCAGGCUGAAAAACGACAGACUGUGGAGUUGGAAAAGAGAUUGGCUAAAGCAAAUCUUAUUGCACAGAGAGGAAAUGGUGUUUCAAAGAAUCUUAACUCAUUCCAAGAAUUGGGUAGCAAAGAUAACAGUGAAUUACUGGCAAGAUCAGAAAUACAGAAAGAUGAAAUUGAUUCAUUAAAGGCAGCCCUGGAGAGAACACUAAAGGCAAAAACUGAAGACAUGAAAGUUUACAGUGCAACUUUGGAAGAAACAAAGAAAGUCUUCCUUCAGGCCUUGAGACAACUGAAAGAAGGGCAAACACUGUCUUUUAUAAAGAGUUAA
Candidula unifasciata is the source of this 2025-nucleotide messenger RNA. Lineage: Eukaryota; Metazoa; Mollusca; Gastropoda; Stylommatophora; Geomitridae. The record is from the annotation of a GenBank genome assembly.